Ixodes scapularis (black-legged tick) is the source of this 3549-nucleotide messenger RNA. RefSeq names its product helicase MOV-10. Gene Ontology annotation, molecular function: RNA binding; 5'-3' RNA helicase activity. The record is from RefSeq and is a predicted model, not a curated record. Bases 274 to 3051 code for a protein of 925 amino acids. NCBI's taxonomy places the organism in Eukaryota, Metazoa, Arthropoda, Arachnida, Ixodida, Ixodidae. The transcript is spliced from 18 exons.
AUCCGGGCUCUGGCGGUUGCGGCAGUUGCGGUGGUUUGUGUUUGUCUGGCGGCUCUGGCGGCUCUGGCUUGCUGCGCUGGCACCGCUGGCACCCACGACCAGCCGAUUCAAACGUUCAAUUAUCAACGCAAAAACUUGUCGCACCGCACAGGAGUUAUGCAGCCAAUUUCGGCUGGUAACCAGAAGUGGUCGUCGGCAGUGUUUGGCUGAAAAGGGAAAGCGAAACUUCUAUUCCCUCAACGUCACUGGGCGCAGGGACGAGGCAGUGUCACUAUGUCCGACACCGGUCAGUACAGAUGCGAGCUUUGUGAAUACAGCUGUCGCAGCUCCGAGGCUCGGGCAAAUCACCUCAACUCCAAGAGGCACUUCGUGGAGUUCCUCAAGUACUACCUCUGGCAGCACGAGGAGAAGCUGGUACGCAACAAGCGCAAUGUCACCAUCUCCUGCCUGGGGAUCGAGGACUCGGUGCCGAGCAUCUGCUUCCAGGCGCAGCAGGGCCGCAGCGUGGAGCUCACGCUUCGGGUGGAGGUCUCCAGCGAAUCGCCGUUCGACGUAACGCUCCAGGCCUGCACCCUCCUCCACCCGAUACCCAUCUUCAGCCUCGACGACCCGGGGGGCGUGAGCACGGCCGACCGAGAGGUGACAAUCCCUGCCGGGUCGUGCUACUGCAUCACCCUGCGCUGCCAGUCGCCAGAGCCGGGCAAGUUCCGGGUGCCCCUGGCCUUCAAGUUUCAGGAGGGCGGUGCCGAGGGGCGGCUCUUCACCAUCGUACGCUACCUGGAGGUGACCUGCUACGAGGAUGGUGGGGACGACCUGGAGCCCCUGGAGCCCUACUACUUCGUGCCACCCCUGCCCAUGCUGGAGGACGCCGAUCGCAUCAUCAGGGCCGACAAGGUCACAAACGCCACCCCUCAAGAACUGGAGCGAAACCUGCCUCUCCAGCAUUACGAGCUUCCGAAGGAGCUGGUGCUGCUCCAGCAACACAACAUGAAGCAUUGGGACGAGAUGGAAGAAGACCAUGCAAAGCUUCUAAUAUUCAUCCAGAAGCACCUGGACGACCCCUUGUCAGAGUCCACAUACUGGGGCUACUUCUCCACAUUGCUCUUCCUGGAGGAGAUACAGAUGUUCACGGACAUUCGCAAGUACGACAUGAAGGCCGUCCCCCUCAGGCCCUGCCCCACUCAAACGGACUGGUUUGUUCUGGAGGUCCCGGGACUAGUGGAGGGGCGUCCAGCACUGCUCAAGGGAGACAGACUUUACGCUCGUCUGUCUACAUGCGACAUGCUGGAGGUCCUGGAGUAUGAAGGGAUUGUGCGGGAAACGAAAACCGGAGCUGUCUGGGCCAGUUUCAGCAAGCGGUUUCUGAAGGAAUACGUCAAGGGCAUGAAAUUCGACGUGCGUUUCACUUACAACCGGCUGCCUCUCCGGCUCAUGCACCGAGCAAUCGCCAUGUGCGAGAAGUGCGAGCUGUGGAACUUCGUUCUGCCUAAGUUUGACCUGCCAUCAGAACCAGCUGUCAAACUUGGCAGGCUCACGUGCUUCAACAAGAAUGUGCAGGGCAAUUCGGAACAGUUCACUGCGGUGAAGAACAUUCUGUUGGGAGUGCACCGGCCCUACCCAUACCUCCUCUUUGGGCCACCGGGAACUGGGAAGACUGUCACUCUGGUGGAGGCGUUGAAACAGAUCUGCCACAUUAUCCCAUCCAGCCACAUCCUGGUUUUGGCCCCUUCGAACAGUGCCAGCGAUCUGCUUGCCGAAAGGCUCUUGGAACACCUCAUGCCGUCGCAGAUCUUCCGCAUGUAUGCUGCCUCUGUGAACCCCAACAAGGUGUCGAAGAAGCUCCUUAAAUGCUGCAAUUACAAGCCAAAUGACAGAACCUUCUUCUUUCCUGCCUGCGAAAAACUGCAGAAGUACAAGGUCAUUGUGUCGACACUGGCCACUUCCGGCAAGUUGGUGUCUGCCAAGCUGCCACUGAACCACUUCACGCACGUGUUUGUAGACGAGGCGGGUCACUCGCUGGAGCCCGAGUGUCUGAUCCCCGUGGUGGGGCUCAUGUCCCCCUGGGAACCCAGCCAGAGGGGCUCGGGCGGACACCUGGUCCUCGCGGGGGACCCCCUCCAGCUGGGGCCCGUCAUCCGGAGCAAGCUGGCACGCUCCUACGGCUUCGGUGUGUCUCUCCUGGAACGCCUGAUGGAACUGCCUCCAUACCAGAGGCUGGAGAAUGGCCACUACAACCCGCAGAUGCUCACCAAGCUGCUCAAGAACUUCAGGAGCCACGCUGACAUCUUGGAGAUACCCAACCACAUGUUCUAUGAGCAAGAGCUUCAGGUGUAUGCGGAUGAUCGCAUUGCCAGCUGCAUGCUUCAGUGGGAGGGCCUCCCCCGCAAGGGGGUCCCGCUGCUGUUCCACGGCGUCUGCGGGAGGGACCUGAGGGAAUCGUCCAACCCGUCCUACUACAACCCGGAGGAGGCCAAAGUGGUGAUCGACUAUGCCACCACCCUGCUCCAGGGCAAGAGCGGCUUGGGCGUGCACAUCAGGGAAGAGGACGUCGGCAUAAUAUCGCCUUACCGAAAGCAGGUUCUGAAGAUUCGGACCCUGUUGGAGAAGCGUGGCCACGGUGGAAUUACUGUGGGUUCGACAGAAGAGUUCCAGGGCCAGGAGAGGCUAGUGAUCAUCAUCAGCACCGUCAGGAGCAACCCCAACCUCCUGGGAAACGACUUCCGGCACGAAGUGGGCUUCCUGAGGAACCGGAAGAGGUUCAAUGUGGCUGUGACUCGAGCAAAAUCGCUGCUCAUUGUUGUUGGAAACCCUCACACUCUGAGCAAGGAUCCUUGCUGGAGGAGGCUACUCCAAUUCUGCGUAAAAAAGAGAGCCUACAAGGGCGUGCACUUCGGCGAAAGGGCGGACCAAAUCGAAGACCUCGAGCAGCGUUUUGCAAUGGCUGGCAUCGUGGACGAAAUCUCUCCAGAGGAUGAGCUUGUCUUUGAAGGCCGCAUUCCCAUCACCCAGAAGACUCUGCAGGAGGAGCCUCGGUGGAGGGAAGAACUGUGAAAGCGGUCUUCGGAUAUAUCUCUUCGCAUCGCUCACUGCCAUUUGAUCAGUUGCCGAGUGGCACGCUCGCUUUGACGACGUAUUUAGCGGGGCUGCCUUUGCAUUUGGUACAUUGUGGUUCUUUUAUUAGCCGUAGAGAGGAUUAUUUUGGUCGACACUGACCAUCGACAAUUUGAAUGGCAUGCCCUAUGUGUAAUAUCACGGUACGUUAGUGAUAAAAUGAGAAGUACUAUCUUCUUUUAAAUCGAAGCUGUUUAGUUUUUAUGCGAGCAUUUGUUAACAAUGUUCUAUAUUGUACCGUUGCCACACCGGGGUUUGCAGGGUAACAAAAUAUAUUGAGGUGUUGAUAAAGCGAUUUCUUUCACAUAUAAGUGAACAAAUUUUGAUACAUACAAGUACUAUAUCUGUUUCAUGUAAAUCACCUACAAAUGUGACAUUAUUAGAAGACUUUUAAUGUAUGCACCAAAGAGAGUAGUAAAUGAAUGAAUAUAAAUUUUA